AUGCCAAUUCGGCCCAGCUUGGUGACGAGUGGAGGAAAGAAGAAAUCCAAAUUUAAAGCCUUCAAGGAUUUUUUUGGCAAGAAGAAGAAAAGAGAGCCUGUGGAUGUCUACAGAGGGAGGAGCCUGAAAUCAAGCUUCUCCAGCCUCCAUUUUAACAACUCUUCUCUGAAUCUGGUUCAGGAAGGUCAACAAUCAAAGUCUAAGGUUAAGGGAAACAUGGAGACCAAAUCCCUGUCCCAUGAAAGCACCUUCACGUUGGAUCCUGAGCCUGAAAUGCCAGCAAGUAAAACAAACCCUUCUCCAGAGCUCCAGAGGGGCAGAUCUCUGGAGAUCCCACCAAUGCGCUCACAGCAACCCAGCAUACGUCCACCUGUUACAGGAUCUGAGACAAUCUGUAAGGACUUUGAAAAAAUCUCUGUUGGUGCACAGCCACCUAAGACCCCACGAAAGGCUUUAUCACAGAAGAUCUUGUCAUUGAAGAGCUCCUUUGAGCCUUCAUCUGGACCCAUUCGCUCUCAGUCCUUGACCACGUUUGCUGUGCCCACCUCUCCCAGCAGCACCCAGCUGCCCAUUGGUUUCAGCACCCCAGCCACCACCCAGGACUGUUUGGAUUCUUCAGCUUCUGAACACAAGAUGGCUUUAAACCCCCAAAAACAAAAGAAGAAGAAGAACCCUGAAGUGACUGUGAAGCCAAAGCAGGAGGAGCUGAGCUUUCCACUGGUUUCUGAAGAGAAGACUAAAACCAAACCAAAAGCAACUUAUGAAAAGAAACCCCCAAAAGACAGUGCAGGUCCCUUGGCUCAGGAACAGAGCAACAACACUGAGAUUUCUAAGACAACCGAUCAGGCUACAAAGACAGAUGCUGCUGGGAGUCAGGGCUACUCAGCAUAUGGAAGACAAAGUGGAAAAAAAGGAUCAAGUGCUUCAGAAAAGAUUGAGAGUAGGCCCAGAGGAAGGAGCUCUAAAAAAUCUAGUCGAAAGCUUGACUUAGGUAAUAGAGCUGAGUCCCCAUCUGCCUAUAAGAUUGCCAGGGAUAGCCAUUUCUGGCGGUUGCCCUUGGAGAAGCAAGUCGCAGAGCAGCCCAUAGCUCUACAAGCAGAAGCCACUACUCCUCAGGAGUUGCUUUCAGAUAAAAACUACAUGGAACGGAGAAAGGCCGGUUUAGAUUAUGAAACCAGAAAAGCAUCACUAUCUCAUCCUAUACCUAAACACAUGAAAGCGUCCAUGAUUAGUGGUCCAUCACAAUACCAUGAAGAGGGGGCUUCUGGAACCAAGUCAGAAGCCAGAGCUUCUCUUUUAUCAGUGGUGGAAAGCCCCUCUACAGCCCAAGAAGAUGUCAUGUUCUCAGUGGCAGGGGAAGCUCAGGUGUGUAUGGGUACUUCUCAUAUCAGAUCAGAAGAAGAAGAUGCUUCUAGCUUUGAUUCACAAAGUGUCAAAUUAAAAAUGGAGUCAGCUCAAAAUAUCUCAAAUAUCUGCAAAAAGAAGCCUUCUGGAAAUGUCCUCCAGGCCUUUCCAGCAAGCAUUUUGGGUAUGGCAAGUGAUUUGCCAGAGAGAAGCAUUUCUGUAGAGAGGCUGCCUCCCAGAAGCCUCUCCCGGUCUUUGGGGAAGCCAGAAGCUAAAGAAGUCUCCUCAGAUGCAGACAGUACUUCAGAGAUGGAAAGUGGUUCUGAGCAGCCACUGGCUCCUGGAUACUUUUUGCAGUCCUCAGGGGACCCUGAAGAUGAUGAAGAAGGCUUUGCAGAAUCAAACAGUUUUAUCGGGAAAUUGAGCAGUUCUCAUGAGCAGCUGGCUCCCAGUCGUGCAUCUUGGGCUUUGGGGGAGCCUGAAGACAAAGUGUCCACAGAAUCAAAUAGGUAUUUUGAAAAAUACAGUACUGCUAAGGAUUGGAGCAGCUCUGAGGAAGAUCUGCCUCCCAGACACCCUUCCCGGUCCUUGGGGAAACCAAAAGCUGAAGAAGUCUCCUCAGAUGCAGACAGUACUUCAGAGAUGGAAAGGGGUUUUGAGCAGCAGCUGACUCCUGGAUACUUUUUGCACUCCUCAGAAGAACCCAAAGAUGAAAAACGCUUUUCAGAUUCAGAGAGUGCUUCAGAGAAGGGCGGUUCUUCUAAACAGCAGCUGGCUCCCAGUUAUGCUUUCCAGUCCCUGGGGGAGCCUGAAGAUGAUGAAGAAGGUUUCACAGAAUCAAGCAGUUUUGUUGGGAAAUUGAGCAGUUCUCAUGAGCAGCUGGCUCCCAGUUGUGCAUCCCAAUCUCUGGGGGAGCCUAAAGAUGAAGUAUCCACAGAAUCAAAUAGUUAUCUUGAAAAAUACAGUACUGCUAAGGACUGGAGCAGCUCUGAGGAAGAUCUGCCUCCCAGACACCCUUCUCUGGCCCCGGGGAAGCCCAAAGACCAAAAGGAAGUGUUCUCAGUUACGAAGAACACAGCUGAGGAGUGGGGUGUUUCCGUGGAGCAGGUUCCUCCCAGACGCCUUCCUCAGCCUUUUGUGAGGCCAUUUGUUCAGCAACAACUCCCCACAGGUUCAGUGAAUACUUCUUCAGAAUGGGUGCCAAUGCCUUCCAGGCACAUUUACCAGCCUUGGCUGAAGCCUAAACCGAAGCAACAAGCCUCUGCCAGUCCAGAGAGUGCUGCUCUUGAGUGGGCCAUUGCUAUGGAGCCACUGCCUCCCAGAGUGUCUUCAAGGCGCCAGUUGAGGCGUAAAGUUGAGCAACCAGUCUCCUCAGGUCCAGAAAUUGCUACCAUUGAAGGGAUCACUUCUAUGGAACCACCACCUCCAGGAACUCAUUCUCAGCCCCUGGUAAAACCAAUAUCUGAGCAAGAAAUCUCUGCAGGUCCAGAGAGCACUGUUGUUGAGGGGAGAAUUUCUAUGGAGCCUCUGCCUCCUAAAUUGCUUGCCCAACCUGUGAUGAGCCCAAAGGUUGAAGAAAAUGUGUUCUUAGGUUCAGAGGGUGCUGAGAAGGUCGUUUCAGUGGAGCCAUCAUUCUCGGAAUAUUGUCCCGAAUGCUUGACAAAUCCUGAAGCCCAGCAUAUCGUCUCAGAGAACACUGCUGAUAAUGAAGGCAUGUUUGUAGAGCUGCUGCCUCCAAAGUGUCCUUGCCAGCCUUUGGUGAAGCUUAACGUACAGCCAGAGAAUACUACCUGUGACUCAGGGAGUGCUUCCAAAGAAUGGAGCAGUCCUAUGGAGGUGAUGCCUUCGAGACACACCUUCUACCCCUACGUGAACACCAGCUUUGAACAACCCUCUGCAGGUCCAAAGAGCACUGCUGUGGAGUGGGGCAUUCCUAUGGAGCCGCUGCUUCCUAGAAUGCCUUCUCAGCCCCUGAUGAGACCAGUUGCCCAGCAAAAAGUCUUCGAACAUUCAUUGAGUGCUCAUGCACAAUGGAGUGGUCUUGUGGAGCCAAUACGUCCCACAUAUACUUCCCAGCCCAGGGUGAGCCCUAAAUUUGAGCAACAAGCCUAUACAGGUCCAGAGAGCACUGUGGCUGAGAGCAGCUCUUUGACGGAGCCUCUGCAGCCCAGACUGCCUUCUGAGGCUCUGAGAAAACCAAUCUCUACAGGUCCAGAGAGUGUUGCCAAUGACAGGGACACUUCUACGGAGCUGCCACCUCCCAGACAUUGGUCCAUUGUUAGACAUAAAGUUCAGAAAAUGUCACCAAGGUUUGAGAAAGCUGCUGUUGAGAGAGUCAUUUCUGGGAGAGCACAGCCUCCCAAAUAUCCCAUCCACUUCUUAAACUUUGAAGCUCAGGAAGUAUCCUCAGAUCUACAGAACACUGCUGUUGAAAGAGGUAUGUCUAAGAAAUCGCUACUUACCAGAGGUCCUUCCCAGUCGUUUGUGAAGUACAUGGCACAGCAUAUCUUUUCAGAGAGCUCUGAUAAGGAACAGCAGGUUUAUGUGGAUCCUCUGGCUUCAAAUCAACCUUCCAAAUCUUUGCUGGGGCCUAAAGUUGAGCAUCAAGUUAUGUCAGGUUGGGAGAGUGCUGAUAUUGAGGGAGGCGUUUCUUCAAAGCUGCUGCCUACAAAAGGCCCUCUACAGUCCUUGGAGAGGCCUGAAAACCCACAAGAAGUUUUCUCAUAUUCAGAGAGUGCUCCUGUGAAGUGGAGCUGUCCUCGAGAGCAGUGGCCUCCCAGAUACCUUUCCCAGACAUAUGGAGAGUUUGAGCACAAGCAAGAAGUUUCCUCAGUUUCUCAGAGCUCUCUUGAAGAAUGGAGAUGUUCUGAAGAGCAGCAGCCUUCAAGAGACACUUUCCAAGCUGAGGGUGGGGCUGAAUUCCAGCCACAGAUUUUGUCAACAGGCUCAGUGAGUGUGCCUAUAGAGUGUAGCAGUGCUGAGCAUCACCUGCCUCCCAGACAACCUUUUCAGGCUUUUGCAGGUCCUGAAUAUGAACAAGUUUAUUCAAGUUCCAUGAGUGCUGCUGCUAAGGCAACCAUUUUUGAGAGUGAUCCUAGCAGCUGUUCCCUACCAAAAGGUCCAGCUUCUCCAAACGAAACUAUAAAACACAGCCAAGGCUCUGAAGAUCUCAUUAAGAACACCCCGACUUCUGCUACCAAGCCUGUGAAGUCCACUGUCACUCCCGCCUGGCCAACAUCCAUUUCUGGGGAUAGUUAUCCUAAGGAGGAAGUUCUUGAGAGUAGUGAUCAAAAUGAUGGCUGUUCAAGUUUAUCCACCAGUGAGGCUGAUGUUGAAAACCUUUUUGGAGUCCGACUGAGGAGGAUCCCUUCUUCACAGAAGUAUAAGAGUAAGGAACAGGAGCAUUUUACCAAGCUUCCUUCACCCUCCUUGGGCCCAGUGUCAACUUCUGUAGGUGGAGAACCACAAAUCAGAAGUGCUUCCAAGGGACUCCUCCACACUGAAGAGAACCUCACUGCAAUAUCUGACUUUGCAGAGAAGCAAGAGAGCAAGCCCAAAUCUGAUAGCAUGCCCAAGAAGCAACCUGCUUACAAGAUCCCAGGAAAGGCUGAUCGACAAUCAGAUUAUGCCACCUCAGAGCCAGCUUGGAUAACCUUGGCAAAACAGAAGCAGAGGAAGUUCCAGACUGAGAUUACUAUGGAAGAGCUGAAAGCCAGUACUGGAGCUGGACCAGAGACUGAGACUAAGGUGGCUAGUUAUGAGGGAGCUGGCUGUGUUCCUCAAAACCAACCAAGAAAGAUUUUCACUUCUGAUGUCAAUAGACAGGAGAUUGAACAGAUGGCACUACCUAAGUCUACCGAUCCAGGAUUUGAAAAUCAGAAGAUAUUUCAAGUGCCUGCCAUGAGAAAAGAAACCAGACAUUCUUCAGCUCACCCAGCCACAUUCCAAGAGCCAGCUGAGCCAGUCUGGUUCUCCAUGGCCAAGAAGAAAGCCAAAGCAUGGAGCUAUAUAACAGAAAUCAUGCAGUAAAUAGCUCCUGGGUGGAGCAUCAGCAUUUCAAAUGAUAUUUGCUAAGAGCGGUACUAAUGCCAUGUACUGAUUUAUUUACUGUAACCAUUUUAAUAAGCAAAAAGCCUUAAAAUGGAAAUUAAAGCUAAUAAUUAUGCAAAUGAAACAUGCCAUGAAUGCCUAAUAAUCAGUAUAGUCAUUGCCAGCAUCUGAAAAAUGCAGCAUAUCCUCUAUAAAAACUAUGUAAAAUGUUUGCAGUGCUGUAGAAUUGGGAAAUCUUUAACUUGGGGAAAUGUGUUUUAGAAGGGCAAAAGCAAGAACAUUUUGUUGGAGCCACUAAGAAAAGGGUCAUUUCCCUUGAUCCAAAUACAUUAAUUCUAGUGGAAAUGUUCAGAUGAUUUUGCCCUAGGAUUGGCUUUUAGGUUUAUGAACCUAGUUAAUGCUCCAGUGUUUUUGGUUGCUGCUCCAAACUUUGCAAAGGCCCCUAGAAGAGGUGGUGGAAGUGAACAUUCUGGGUCUUCAAGAAAAAGUUUGCACAGCCAGUCCCGCAGUCAGCUCAGUGCCCUUUGAAACACCUUCUUGAAUACCUGGGAACCCCCCCCCCAUGCCUGCAAUUUAUACAGAGCUCCCUCUUUACACAUUUCCCAUGUCAGUCUGUCACAGGUCUGGCAGCAGUGAGUGCUUUUCUAAGAGGCAGACUAUUUCUUGGGGAUUAUUAUGCUCCUUUGGAUGGCUAGUUCAUCAGUCUUUGACUGCUUGCCCCAACACCACUGUGACCCUAUCCAGUUACUCAGAAGUGGUCUGGAUAUCAUAUGUAUCCUGUUUUAUAAGCACUGAAAACACUGUUGAAAUUCAAAAUUCUAUAAAUGCCAAAAGCUGUACUUUCAGUCAAGAAGUCUUCCACGAAAGAAGUCUGGGGCCACUGGAGAGCUGCCUUACCCUGACUCCAGAGUUAGGGUAGAGACCUCUGUGUAGCCCAGUUUUUUCUCCCUUUCUCUCAGAAAGCUGUUUCACAAGGUUUUAGCCCAAAGCAAAACUGCUAUCGAACAAUUCACCUUCUGGUAACUGGGAGCCUUAAGUGAUUAAAUCAGCCCCUCCCUGCCCUAAUUCCUAAAGGCAUACACCUAAAAAGUCACUAAGAUCACCAGUCCUCACCUCACCAGUGAACCACUCAUCCCAAGUCUUCCCCUCUAUUUCAUCCCCCAAACAAACCAAACACUAGGGUAGAGUUACCUUUAGAUUCCUGGACAGCACCUAGCUUAUUUUCUUAGGAGACCCAGAAGUGUCUUCUCAGUAUACCUUUCACUGUGUCUGCCUGUGCCACCUUGGGGCUACUUUGCUUAAACAAAACUGCAGGGAUAGACAUAACUGUGCCUUUAAGUUCUGAGUGGAGUGUUGCAUCAUGCCAAAAAAAAAAUGUGGAGGGACAGUGAGGUGCCAGAGCUAAUUUAAACAUUUGGCUUUGCUGAUGGUAUAGCAUGACAUUGUAUAAUCAUAUGCUGGUUUUUGCAUUUUGUCUGUAAAACAUCUUUUGUUCCUGAUAUUGUACCUUUGAUUUUUUGAUAAUGCUAGGUUUUUGUGAUUGGAUUUUAUUUCCCUUAUAUUUCCAUAGUGAAUAGUUAAAGUAGAAAUUAGUUAUCCCCUACCUCCCUCCAUUCCCCCUUUUCCCUGGGUGGACCACUAUUAGGUUAUUCUCAAUCUAAGAACUGUCCAUUAACAAUUUCUUUUCCACAGCUGAUAACAAAACUCUGUUUUUAAGUAGAGGCUAAGUUUUUUUAAUGCCUAGAGACACAUUUUAACAUGUUUUUGACUU
Phyllostomus discolor (pale spear-nosed bat) is the source of this 7165-nucleotide messenger RNA. Its product is annotated as KIAA1210 ortholog. The record is from RefSeq and is a predicted model, not a curated record. The coding region runs from base 1 to 5373 and encodes 1790 amino acids. The transcript is spliced from 10 exons. NCBI's taxonomy places the organism in Eukaryota, Metazoa, Chordata, Mammalia, Chiroptera, Phyllostomidae.